GCAGCCAGGCUCUUCUAAGUCCCAGUCCAGCAAGUGCGAAUCUAACAAGUGGCCGCUAAUUAAUCAUCAACAACGUAUAGUUCAAAUCAAAACUCCCACCUAGUGUUAGCCAGCUGUAAAGUGCUUUUCAGAUCUUGUCGGCAUGUGCGAUAAUGAAGAUGAUCUCUACCGGGAACGCCUGCCGAAUGUCUGCGGAGCAGUGGGCUCAAAGGCCCGAAGUUGCUGCAGCAUGCGGUCCGUUCACAGAUAUUUGCCCGUCACCGAUUGGCUGCCCAAGUACCAGUGGAACUUCCUGGCCAUGGAUCUGGUGGCAGGUCUGACGGUGGGCCUCACAGCCGUACCACAGGCCAUAGCCUACGGGGCUGUGGCCAAUUUGCCUCCCGCCUACGGACUCUACUCAGCUUUUAUGGGUGGUUUCGUGUAUAUACUGCUGGGAACCUGCAAAGACAUCACAGUGGGACCCACUGCCAUCAUGUCGUUAAUGGUACAGCCGUAUGUCGAUGGCAAUCCAGCGUAUGCGGUGCUCCUCUGCUUCCUGUCCGGCUGCAUUAUCACCAUAAUGGGUUUGCUCAAUCUGGGAGUGCUCAUGCGGUUUAUUUCGGUGCCAGUGACAACGGGUUUUACGCUGGCAGCAGCCCUAACCAUUGCCACCGGGCAGGUUAACAGCUUGUUUGGCAUUAGUGGUAGUGCCAAUGGGUUCCUAGGCAGCUGGAUACACUUCUUUAGCCACAUAACACACGUGCGUCGAAAUGAUGCCAUCCUGGGCUGCAGCACUUUAGUUCUCUUGCUUCUAAUGAGGCAACUCAAAGACUUGCCUUUUGGCAUCAAGAGCGUGUGGAAGUAUAUUUCUCUAGCUCGCAACGCUGUGGCUGUGUUAAUUGGAAUCCUGCUGUGCUACCUUUUGAAAAAAGACGAUAAACUGCCCUUUCUAGUCAGCGGUAGCAUCACUCCGGGUUUACCGCCAUUUAAACCUCCACCUUUUCACACGGAGGACACAACCACCGGGGAAAUACUGAACUUUGGCGACAUGGUAUCCCACAUUGGAUCUGGUGUGGCGUCCAUACCACUUUUAUCUGUACUGGAGAGCAUAGCUGUGGCCAAAGCUUUCUCCAAGGGAAAGAUAGUGGAUGCAUCGCAGGAGAUGAUUGCCCUGGGCGUCAGCAACAUUCUCAGCAGUUUCUUCUCGUCCAUGCCCAUUACGGGAUCCUUUAGCAGGACAGCUAUCAACAAUGCCAGUGGAGUGAGGACCCCGCUGGGUGGAGCUUUUACCGGGGCCCUUGUUUUAAUGACCCUGGCCUUCCUCACCUCCACAUUUGCCUACAUUCCCAAGGCGACCUUGGCAGCUAUUAUCAUAGCAGCCAUGUUCUUUAUGGUGGAGUACGAGACCAUUGGCGAGAUUUGGCGGGCAAAAAAACGCGAUAUGCUGCCUUUUUUGGUCACCGUGCUGACCUGUGUUUUCUGGACAUUGGAAUUUGGAAUGGUGGUGGGCAUCGUCUUCAAUGCACUCUUUUUGCUCUAUAAGAGCAUGAAGCCGCAGUUUCAUUUGGAGACCCAAAAGUUCAAUGGCAUCGAGGUGACCAUGGCCGAUCUCAAGGGGAGUGUCGAUUACGCGGCAGCCGAGUACUUGAAGAUGUCAAUUGUGUCUCACGUGACGGAUAGAAAUAGCCAGGGCGGCACUGCCACCACAUUGGUGAUCAUCAAGGGGCACGAGAUCGCCUCAAUUGAUACGACCGUGGCUUUGAACCUCAAAUCUCUGCGUGAAGAUCUUGCCCUGCUGAAAUGCGACAUGAUCUGCUGGAACUGGAGCAUCCCGGCGGCGGGAGUGGUUUGCCGGAUGGAUAGGAAGCUGCGUAGUAUGUUUAAGUACUCGAAAAGCUUUCCCGACCUAAUGCAAACAAUGGCGAACGGCGAGCCGGCAGCCGAUUCGUGCAUUGCCGUGGACUUGAGUCAAUAAAGAGUUCUCUUUUGUCUUGCCAUA
Messenger RNA from Drosophila elegans, 1978 nucleotides. Its product is annotated as sodium-independent sulfate anion transporter. Gene Ontology annotation, biological process: transmembrane transport. Bases 143 to 1954 code for a protein of 603 amino acids. The record is from RefSeq and is a predicted model, not a curated record. The transcript has 8 exons. Gene Ontology annotation, molecular function: sulfate transmembrane transporter activity. Lineage: Eukaryota; Metazoa; Arthropoda; Insecta; Diptera; Drosophilidae. Gene Ontology annotation, cellular component: membrane.